Brugia malayi is the source of this 1284-nucleotide messenger RNA. RefSeq lists its product as uncharacterized. The transcript has 9 exons. Bases 1 to 1284 code for a protein of 427 amino acids. The record is from RefSeq and is a predicted model, not a curated record. Lineage: Eukaryota; Metazoa; Nematoda; Chromadorea; Rhabditida; Onchocercidae. Gene Ontology annotation, cellular component: neuron projection; synapse; membrane. Gene Ontology annotation, biological process: chemical synaptic transmission; nervous system process; regulation of membrane potential. Gene Ontology annotation, molecular function: extracellular ligand-gated monoatomic ion channel activity; transmembrane signaling receptor activity; neurotransmitter receptor activity.
AUGGUGAUAAAUUAUAUUGUAUUAUUUGCAUCUAUAUCAUUUAUUCGAUCACAACUUACCAUUCAAGAACUAGAAGAAGAUAAUGCUCAAGAAAUAGCUAAUCGAAGUUACGUUGAGGAGCAAAAUGAAUUACAACGUACAAUAUUAAGUAAAUAUAAUAAACGUGUACGACCUAUUCUGAAUAUAUCAGAGCCAUUAGACGUAGCCGUUCACGUAUACAUUAUGCAUAUAUCUGUUAAUCAAUUGGAACAAACAAUUACACUUAAUGGACAUAUUUAUAUGACAUGGAAAGAUGAAUAUGCUGUUUGGGAGCCAAGUGAACAUAAUGGUGUACGAAUAACAAUGGUUAAACAAUGGGAAAUUUGGACUCCAGAAUUGAAAAUUACAAAUAGUGUCUCUGGUGUUGGACAAUUUUUUGAAAUUUCAAAACGAUCACAUGUUAUCAUUCAUUCUAAUGGAAAAGCUUGGAGUCGAAUUGAAAUUUAUCCAACAUUUUCCAUUAAAAUUGGUUGUAAAUUUGAUUAUUCGGCAUAUCCGUAUGAUACACAAAAAUGUGCGCUUGGAAUUUACACAACAAAUCGAAUGAGUGAAGUUCAACUUUCUGUUUAUUACAAUAUGCAACCAACCGUAUUGCUUGGUUGGGGUAAUCAAUCAAAUAAAAGACAUGUAAGUGAUUGGAUGAUCGAUUCGGUGGUGAUGAAUGUUAGCUAUUUUAGUGGUGGAAAAUAUAAAAGUGAAAAGCCAACGGAUGCUGAAGAAUUAGAUGUUUCAUGGUCUAUCCUAUAUGCAUGGUUAACCUUACAUCGAAAUGCAUCAUCUUUUAUUUUAACAUUAUUGGUACCAAUAUUGGUAUCAUUUAUAUUUGUCAUUUGUUCAUUUUUGCUACCAGCACCCGAUUCAGCUAUUUAUAUUUUACUUGCUAAUUUAUUCUUUCUUGGUAUUUUCCUUGAAGAUUUUGCAGUAAUGAUACCACCUGCUAUUGGACAAUUACCCAAAAUUGUUUGGUUUAUUGGAAUUAAUUUAAUACUUACAAUGAUGGCAAUAUUUUUACAUCUAUGGUUACGGUAUUUAUUGAAACGAGAGGAUACCGUAGCAAAAUGGUACCUUUACGUAUUACACGCUAAGAAGAUUAUUCCAAAACGAUCACGUGCUGCGCUACUUGAUGAUACUACCACCGAUAAACAAAAUACUUCAUGGACGACAAUUGUGAAUUAUAUACGAAUGCUUUUAUUGAUUGUUUAUUUUUGCAUAUUUAUCAUUGCACUAAUCAUUGUACUUAUUUAA